AUGGGAGCAGAUGUGUCGAAUAUUCCAGGAAUGGGGAGAAAUGUAUUCUGGGCAGCUCACUAUAUAUUUGCAGAUGUGGACUGGCUGACACUGGAUGACCGGAUCUACUAUGCACUCGUGACUAUUCAACAAAUUUACCUUCCCAUCCUUGCUAUUGUUGCUGUUCCUGUGAACAUUGUGACGAUUGCGAUUCUAUCCCGGGGGAAGUGCGGACUCUCCAAAGUUGUCACUCACUACCUGGUUGCCAUGGCAGCGGCAGAUCUUCUGGUCGUUUUUCUCGACCUGAUUUUGAGGCAGAUUCCAGUUGUUUAUUGGAAAUACUUCAGGUUCCUGUUUUCGCUCCGCAUGUGUAACAUCCAGGCGGCCAUGAUUUACGCAGCCACCGACUGUUCGGUUUGGUUUACCGUCGCUUUCACAUUUGAUCGAUGUGUGGCCAUUUGUUACCAGAGGCUGAAGAAUAAAUACUGCACUGAGAGAAUGGCGGCAGUGGUUCUGGGUACAGUGACCGCUGUGAGCUGUUCAAAGAAUAUUUUCUGGUAUUUUAUUCUCACAGGUAUGUACUUUUUUGCUGAUAACCCCAGAUUUUGCGGGACAAGAAAUAGUUUUCAAGGUUCUUCAGUCUGGAGAAUAAUUGCCAUCCUCCAUUACCUGCUCACCCCUGUGGUCCCAUUUGUUCUGGUUCUGCUGCUCAAUGCAGUGACCAUCAGACACAUUUUGGUGGCCAGCAGAGCCCGCAAGAGACUCCGAGUUCUGGGUAUUGGUGAAACUCCCAGUGACCCAGAAUUGGAGAGCCGCAGAAAAUCCGUCAUCCUAUUGCUGGCGAUUUCAGGGAACUUCAUUUCCUUAUGGGCAUUGCUUGCUGUAAAUUUUAUAUGGGUCAAACUGUAUCAGCUGGUGCGGGGGACAACAUUUCCACCUUAUUCAAUGCAGGAGGUGGCCUACAUGCUGCAGCUCCUUAGCUGCUGCACGAAUACGGCUCUUUACGCUGUGACCCAGACGCUUUUUAGGGAGCAGCUGAAAGAUAUUGUGAAAUAUCCUCUCACUCUCAUUAUAAAACACACCCAGUUCCAACCAGAUCCAAGCAAUCCAUUGCCUUGUUCUGCCUAA
Molecule: messenger RNA, 1107 nt
Organism: Mobula hypostoma (lesser devil ray)
Lineage: Eukaryota; Metazoa; Chordata; Chondrichthyes; Myliobatiformes; Myliobatidae
Product: probable G-protein coupled receptor 139
Exons: 2
Coding region: 1-1107 (368 amino acids)
Biological process (GO): phospholipase C-activating G protein-coupled receptor signaling pathway
Cellular component (GO): plasma membrane
Molecular function (GO): G protein-coupled receptor activity
Source: RefSeq, a predicted model, not a curated record